UCCAUGGCGACUGGAAGAAGCUAUAAUGGCUGCUUUAUUAUUAUUUUUUAAAAAUCUUAUGUUGUGAUCUAUGAGGCAGAUGAUGUAAAGUUCAUCUGUUUCUGUGGCCCACUGUUAAUGAGGGUGUCAUGUGGCCAGCAUAAUGACAACAGGAGCCUUUACUUUGCCCAACUAAUGUCAGUCUAGAUAAACAAGUCAUCCUAUAAAGAAGAUGAGUGAGGCAGAUGUUCAGGUCUCUAUUCCAAGCCCUACAUUUACUCCUCGACUUAGAAAAGCUGAGCUCGUUCCUAUAGAUCAAUCCAAAAAUGUUGUACUGCCUGAAAUCCGCUCUAGCAUUAACAUAGAUAAAUCAAAGCCUCUGCCAACCUCAUUACAAAGUGAUUUCCUUCCUGAGGACAUUCUGUUGGCCCUGACACAUCCCCCACCAGUCAAGGAUAAGCUUGGCCCUGUAACAUUAACCAGAUCUCUCAACACUUCUAAUGCUCAAACUAGGCCAGCACCAGCUAAUGUUUGGAACCAUAAGAGAAGAGAUCGCUUUAAACAUUUGGUAGAGAAUACACCUUGUCUUUGUGGAGCUGGGAAAGAUAUUUCAUUCCUAUAUGAUGUCCCACAAAAGUUAUCACACCAUCCAGAACCAGAACAAGUUACUACAGGACAAAACAAGGAAACUAUCACACUCCCUGGAAAGCCACUUCAGCUUCCUGAUACUUUGGUUCCAGAAGAGUAUCACAUAGUUAGGAACAAAGGAAUUGUGGGAAAACAGUACCACGAAGACAAGUACAGUACAAAUCCUGAGGAUCAUGAAAAACACCUUGUGGUAUUCCCUUCACUUAAACCUGCCAGCAGAUAUGAAGUACUCCAACUAAAGAAGUCACUUAACAACAUGCUAGACAAAAUUGGUGCCAAUGAAUUGGACGCUGGUCUUGAAGCUGGACCAACGCAGAUGCACAAUUUAUUGGAAUUGAUUAAACAGGAACAAAACAUUUAUAACAUAGUAUUUCAUGAGCUGAUCCGUCAGACAAGUGUUGAGUGUGUUGAGAGAGGUGAAUUGUUGGCGGAACUAAGAAAGAAGUACAGUGAUUUGAUCAACAGGAUACCACAACAAGUUAUGAGUUUACAUGAAGAGGUCAUGGCACAGAGAGCAUUAGACAGACGACUGACAGAGGAACUACUGAGAUUUAAAGGAACCAUCUCAUAUCUUACCAGUGAAUUGACUGAUGUCAAAGAACAUGAUCUGAAAGUAACCAAAGAAGCUCUCAAGGCACAAGAGGAUUUGUGUAAUGCCUUGAUGGACUCACAGAAAAAUGCCAACCUUUUGUCUGAGUAUCACGAACUGUAUGAACUUCAGCGCCAGAGGCUUGAAAAUCAAGUCUUUGCAUUGACAGAGGAAAAAGAAAUCUGGAGCACAGCAGCCUACUCUUUAGCUCUAAAGGUUACAGAAGAAAAUCAGCUCAACACUGCAAAGCGUUUACAUUUGUCCGAAAAAGGCUGGGUCAAACUAGCCAAUCAUUUUACUAUUCUUUUGACAGUCAAGGACACUGAUCAACUUACACAAAUACAGGGCCAUGUUGAAGCUUGGAGAGAUGAAAUUGAAGAUUUUAAUUUGGCUCUGAAGGAACGUGAGGAUGAACUCCGAGAGAAUCUCAAACUUCUCAAAGCUGCUGUUCAAAGUUACUGGAUCAAUUUUCAAACUAAAUUUGUUGACCUUGACAAUGGUGUUGUAAAAAAGCCAAGUGAUGAAUUUGUCAAGUCUUUGAUUGGAGCUCUUCAUGGAUGGGAGGAGGCCAUUGCCAAUGAGACUGCUCAUUUUGAGGGAGACAACCUUCUCAACAAGCAGGAUCAGUUGUCUCAUAUCAGACAUGAAGUGGAAGGCUGGACUGACUGUGCUCUCAGGGUAUUUCGUUGGCACCGCGGCAUAGACAGAAAGACUCAUCAGCAUCAAGAAAGCAUGCAGAUCUUAAAUGAGGAAGUGGAUCAGUUGCUGGCACAGUUUCAACAUAGAAUAACUGGGGAGAAUGGUGUGGCAGCUUUGAUCAUUCAGGUGCAGAGUUCAAUGGAUGCCUGGACCACCAAACUCUUCUCAUAUAGCCAUGGCGUCUUGGUGCUACAAGAUUCUGAUUGGGCCAAUUUGUACCAAACGAUGGAGGACUGGGUGGUCCAGCUGACGCAAGCUGUAGAUUAUGUUGGCACAACACAGAAGGAAGAAGAGAGACAAGAAGAAAAGCCUCACAAAAGCUUCAAAAAACCAAAAGGAUUUAAAAUUGUCCUUGACCUUCAUGAUGUGAUGAGGAAAACACAAAAGUGGGCAACUACUGCAAGUAAUUCCAUCGAUAGUGAAGAUGCCAAAAUGGUGGAUCAGGUUUCUUCCCUUCAUUCUGAGAUAGUCAAAUGGAUGGUGCAAGUUUUGUUACGUCUGGCCCCAGACAAGGAAGGCAACUCUAAGGAAUCAAAUGAGAUGGCACUGAUGGGAAGUGCACCUAUGCCCAAACUGAUCGAGGUGGCCAAAAAAAUAUUUGAAUCUCUAGAAAGAUUCUCCAAUAAUUUGACUUUAUGCUGUCAUAGUAUUGUUAUGGAAAACACACAGAAGAGAAAAGAGUUGAAAGAAGACAAUGCAGAUCAUGAGCUCAAAGAUCUUCAAAGAUUAAAGACUGAAUGUGAUGAUUGGAUACACACUGCUCAGAUGUUGUUGUCAGAACUGACAGGAGAGCCGAUUGGAGUUAUGUUCCCUGUUCGUGACCCUGGAACAUUUAUGACUGAACCAGCUGAACAGCAAACUGACCAGUCAGCUGACCAACCAGCUGAUCAAGAACUCAAAGUAGUCUCAGAAGUGAAAGACAAAGAUUCUGAAAUGCCAACUUUAGAUACAGAAAAAUCUGAUCUUUCGUUAAGAGAAAAUACUAAUCUGCCAGAACAUUCAGUGGAAAAAGUACCUUCAGGAAUUGAGCUUUUUGUUGAACAAGAUACUGCAUUGAAACCUGUUGAGGAGUCACUAGAAAUGCAGCAAUCUCCACCUUCAAAAACACCUCCAGACCAGACAUCUGCUAAACCAGCAACACUUGGAGAAAGAAUACAAGUUCUUGGCCAUGAUGCUAACACACACAAGUUUACCAUCAUCGAUGAUGUUGCCCAGUCACAUGGUCACUCUGAUACAGUACCAAGAGUGGAAGGAUCACCAGACACUAAAGGAGCCUUUGAGGCAUUAGCCUCUCUGGAAAGAUUACAGACUGAACUCAUUGCUACAGAAGAGAGAGCUCAGAAUGCAGAGCAGAGAGCAUCCCAAGCUGAGGCUGAUAUUGUGGCACUGCAGGAGAAAGUCAGGAACUUGGAAAAGUUGCUAGGGCAACAGGAAAACAAUCAUUUACAAAUUGAAUCUUCAAAAGCAUCUUCACAGCUACCUAGUUCAGCAGAAGUGAAAACUUCAGCUACAACUCCUACAUCUCAUACAGGAAAAGAAGAGAAAGCUAAGAAAUCUGGUAAAGCAAGCAGCAAGGGUUCUAAAAAAAAGUAAAAACAAAAACUCCAUAUGAAUGAACAAAACAAUUCUUUUUUGUAAAACAGUUUAUUAAAAUUGUGACUGUAAAUGAGCCUGUAAAUGAAUUUAUAGAUGUAAAGCAUGAUGCAGGAAUGGAAAUCAGAGCACUCAAUUUUAAAAAAAUGUUUUGAUUUUCUGACAUUUUAAAGAAACAACACCAAUAUAUACACACAUACAAAAUUUGUGGGGUAAAAAAAAUCUUGAUGAAGCAUUCUUUAAAAAAAAAGAAAAAGACUGUACAUAUCAAAAUAUUUUUGUUUAAAAGUAGAUAGUAAAUUGCAUGACUUGUCUGAGGUAUAGUUACCAUAUGUACAUUGAGCAGGAAAGUGAAAGACAAUGUAACAUUUUUUUGUUGGCACUUUUUACAGUUGGCAAUAAUUAAAUACUAAAUACUUGCAUGAUUUUAUGCUUAAAUUGUAUUUAGACUGCGGAUUGCCACAUGAAAGCAUCUGGUGGUUGAACUGAGUAAUAAAUAUACAGAAUGCACAAUCUCAUCAUCAAUGUUUUUGACUGUACAGGUCAAAUGAAAUAAUACUGGAUAAGUUGCUCAUAGUUACUCACUCCAUUUGUUACAUACAAAAUAUGAACAAAAAAAAAGAUUCGGGAAAUCUUUUUUAAGUUUCUUACAUAAAGCAGUAAUGGUUAAAAUACAUUAUAAAAAUGGUCCAUUUAACAAUAAACUUUAAAAAUGCAUUAAAUUUACAUACAUAUAUAUUUACAUAACCCAAAGCCAAAAAAUAUUAAUGACAGUUUUACAUUGUCAAAAAAAAAAAAUAAUUAUACAUCAGGGAUAGACUAAAAUUAAUAAUAUAAGUUGCCAAAAUAAGAAUAGAAUGUAGCUAUAAAUGUUGGUUUUUUACACUUUGCAUAAACAUUGCCAAAAGUUUUUCUUCCAAUGUUGUAUUUGUGUUUAUGUAAUAGACUGUGUACAUUCCUUAUUAGCAUUUUUCAAACUAGUAUUUAUAUGUAGGUCAGUUAAUAUUUUUUUUUUUUAAAGAUUACAAUGACUAUUAUCAUAUCACAGUCAUUAAGUUAUCUUUAUAAAUAUAUUUGUAUUUGAUGGUUCACACAACUAAUUUAGAAAAUGUAUAAACAGGUUUACGGUGAACAUCAGAGUAUUAAGGAAUAAUGCAGGAAAGCAAUUUUAAAUUAAAUUUGGUCAUAGCAGUCAAGAAGUUUUCUAACAAAAGAAAAAAUGAAAUAGAUUCUUCCCUAAGUUUUCCUUAUCAAUAUGGCGGUGUUCUAUACUGUUUUGUGAGCCAUCAUGUUUCUUACUUUAGCAGGCUAGAAACUAAGUUAACAAUGUUUGAAAAUGUUCUGUAAAAAUUUGCAUAUGUAAAAAAAAAAAAAUUUUAUCGAAAGAAAUCUUGUGACAAUGGAAUAAAAAUCUAACAUGUCUAAUUAUUUAGGGGGUGGUUUCCAUUAUAAAUUGUUUAUCAAUGUGUGGCCCUCUAUUUUUUUUUUCUGUGAUAUAACAUCAUUAAAUAGAGUCUCUUUCUUCA
Messenger RNA from Biomphalaria glabrata, 5034 nucleotides. RefSeq names its product axonemal dynein light chain domain-containing protein 1-like. The record is from RefSeq and is a predicted model, not a curated record. The transcript has 30 exons. The coding region runs from base 212 to 3508 and encodes 1098 amino acids. NCBI's taxonomy places the organism in Eukaryota, Metazoa, Mollusca, Gastropoda, Planorbidae.